Messenger RNA from Bactrocera latifrons, 1445 nucleotides. RefSeq lists its product as uncharacterized. The record is from RefSeq and is a predicted model, not a curated record. Gene Ontology annotation, cellular component: chitin-based extracellular matrix. Bases 60 to 1271 code for a protein of 403 amino acids. The transcript has a single exon. Gene Ontology annotation, molecular function: structural constituent of chitin-based larval cuticle. Lineage: Eukaryota; Metazoa; Arthropoda; Insecta; Diptera; Tephritidae.
UUCAACGCAUAUUGCAGAUAAUUUGGAUAUUUCGCAUCCUUUCAAACUUCUGUUUCGAAAUGCGGAUAAUACUUGCUUUGAUUUGGGUGACCCUCACCACAGCGUCGACCAUACAUUAUACACCCAACGAGAUAUUGCUUGCCAAAUUAGAGAGUGCAACGCUAGACAAAAAGGACACCGCACCGGCUAACACACAAUAUCACGAGCAGGAUUCAAAUGGUUUUUACUCUUAUGGCUACAGUGCUGAUCAAUCUGCUAAGGCUGAGUAUCUCUCGCUGGACGGUUCAUCGCGCGGAUUUUAUUCGUAUGUUGAUGCAGAUGGAAAGUUGCAGACAGUGAAGUAUGAGGCCGGGCGGAAUCAAGGUUUUAAGGCUGCCGCUACCAACUUACCCAAAGCACCUAAGAAUCCCAAUAGGUUUGCACCGUUACCGGURAGAGAUACGCCUGAAGUACAGGAAGCCAAGAAGGCGCACUUCGAAGCGUACCGUGAGGCGGAAUUGAGAGCGGCAUUAGCGUCACAAAAUGAAGCUGUACAACUAGGCGAACUUAGCUUGGACGGGCAACAAAASUCUGAACGGCCGCAACAAGAGGUGGCGAAUAUAUUAGAAAGUACCAGAAGUAAAAUAUUAGCAAUAUUAWCGGAAACUGCGAAUGCCGAUAAUAAUAAUUUGAAUGUUGAGGCGACAGCUGAAAUUGGUGUUGGUGGUACAGCUCAGGAKCAAGAGGAAGAUACCGAAAAUACAGAUGGUGAUGAUGAUAAUGGACUAAUAACCUUGGACAACGUACAAAGCACACAAGAUGAUAGUGAAGGUAGUGAGGACGAAAGAAACGGCAGUAAUGGCGACAAUAUUGCUAUUGAAAAUGGUGACGGCGAAUUGUCGAACGCAGAUCGACAAAUGACGACUUAUAAACUCAGCGAUUUGUUAAGUCCAAUCGAACAACUUAACUCGCGCGCAUUGUACACAUACGAGGGCGAUGGUCAAGGACAUUUACAAGAUAAAUCGGAYUUAGCUUUACGACAGCCAAAGUUGACGACCAUCGAAACUGUGCGCGURCCAGUGCACUCKUACUAUACAGUUUUGGCGCCCACYACCAARUACACAGUGAUAACGCCCACAACACAUCAAUUGGUUCCGCGAGAGGAGGCACUGAAACGAGGUGAAAGUCUGCCGAUUUCCCUGAGCAGUUCCUUCCAGUCACACCGUCUUAGAUCGAAGURRGCUCACGGUAAGACACGCACACUUACAAAAGAUUUAUCAGCGAGGACGUAAGGACCAACUUUUGAAUMACUAUUUGACUAGAGUUAACAUUUCCAUAUAUUCGUAGCACGAGUUUCUUGUUACAUUCGAAUGUUGCAUUACAUGUAUUCCUAUCAUAUUUCACAUUUAAUAUUAUUAUUUUUAAUUGUUUAUACUGCAUGUACAUAAAAAGAUUAGCUUCAUUGU